Asterias rubens (European starfish) is the source of this 534-nucleotide messenger RNA. RefSeq names its product V(D)J recombination-activating protein 1-like. The transcript has a single exon. Lineage: Eukaryota; Metazoa; Echinodermata; Asteroidea; Forcipulatida; Asteriidae. Bases 1 to 534 code for a protein of 177 amino acids. Gene Ontology annotation, molecular function: sequence-specific DNA binding; endonuclease activity; ubiquitin protein ligase activity. Gene Ontology annotation, biological process: V(D)J recombination. The record is from RefSeq and is a predicted model, not a curated record.
AUGCCAGGCAACUUCGCUCGUGACCUGUUCAAUCAGACCAAGGUUGACAAUUUCCUUUCUUUAAUUCCUGAUGAGGAUAGGAAGCAGAAGUUGAAGGAAAUUUUGAAAAUUUUUGUCUGUCUUCGAAAAGUUUAUCGCUCAACCCAUCCGAACCAGGAAGAUGUAUGCCUCUACAAGGACAAAGCUGUUAAAAUGGGCCGCCUUCUGCUAGUCAACUUUACCUAUGUUGGCUGGCCUAACUACCUUCAUAAGAUCAUCAAGCACGUACAGGAGAUAAUCCAAGAUCCGGAAGGGCCAGGAGCUGUUGGCACCAUCAGUGGUGAAGGCAACGAGGCUGCUAAUAAAUUAUUUAGGGAGCUUCGGGGACAUUUCUCCCGGAAAACAGACGAGUCUCAAUCACUUAAAGACAUCAUCUGGUACCACUGGUUAUACACAAGCCCAAAACUACGCCGAAUUAGCCAUGUUAAGGCCAGAAAGUAUCAAUGCUCCAACUGCAACGAGCUUGGGCAUAACGCAAGGAGUUGUCAAAGAUAA